UCUUACCCAGGCACAUCCUACUGUUUAUGUUUUGAUAGUGUCUGUUAUCAGCACCAGUUUGUCGUCUAUCGCAAAAAAAAAUGGAGAGUCUAAAAGCAAAAGCAAGGAAUAGAUCGAAAUUUGUCGCAGAACUACACCGAAAGAGCCACUUUUCAAUCCCAGAAGUUGAACGUUUACUAAAAAUGCAUGAGAAAAUAUCUUCAGAUUCUCAUGGAAAAUCGGACAUAACAAAAAUGGAAAGACAAAGAUUUACAGAUGUUCUUUAUGCAGAAUUUAGAAUGACAGACGAUGUCUUGAUAGAUCGAAUUUUUCGAGCUUUUGAUGUUGAUGCUGAUAGCUAUAUUAGUGCAGAAGAAUGGGUUCUUGGUCUCUCCAUAUUUCUGAGGGGUUCUGUAGAGGAGCAGAUUAAAUACACAUUCAAAGUGUAUGAUCAGAAUGCAGACGGCUUCAUAUCAAGAGAAGAAAUGUUCCAGUUUCUCAAGAACUCCUUAGUACAUAUACAAAUAGAAGAGGAUCCCGAUGAAGGAAUUAAAGAUAUGAUAGAAAUUAUCCUGAAAAAAGCGGAUCAUGACCAUGACUCAAAGCUUUCAAUGAAGGACUUUGAAGAAACUCUCCUAGAUGAAACUUUGAUGCUUGAGCUGUUAGGGCCAUGCCUACCAUCACGAGAGGCCAAGGCAAGGUUUCUCUCCUCAAUUGCAUGCGACAGGAAAUAGAAUGAUUUCUGAUUACGACCAGCAGAAGUAAAAUGAAGAAUAUCAAGAUUGGAACAAAACUGUGGUACAAAUCGUUAAAACAUCACAUUGAAAACACAUUCAAACAAAGCAUUAUUCGCCCAGGUCAUUUCAGGGUGAAUUCUUAUUUGUAGUGCGUUAAUGUGAACAAAAGCUGGGAUAUAUAACUUUACAUUUUAAGAAUUGAUAGGAUGUUUUGUAAAGCUUAUGAUUUACUAAAUUAAAUGAAUUUUAACUACAAACUGUUUGGAAUAAGAUAUGCAUUUACAAUCAAUUAUUUUAAAUACCAGCUGUCAAAGUAUUGAAUUUUUUAAAUUUAAUUAACAGUUGUCAAACUAAUAUUGAUAUAUCAAUUAAUAAUUUUAGAAGGACUUGUUUUUCAAAUGAAUAUUUAAAUUUUCAUUUUUCUACAACAUUAUCAAUUUAGAUUUACUUGGGACAAUCAGUUGAUAGGAUGAAUGCAUGUUGGUACAGGUUAUUUAUGUUGAAUGAAUUCAAAAAUUACAGAGUGUACCAUGUGUUACUAUAUACAUGUAUAUCAAAUUUUGAGCCAUGGAAAUUCUUGACAAUUUUUUAGCAUAAAAAUCAUUCCUAUAAAAUUAUGACAUAUUGCCAUUAUAAGUUUAUAAAACUGUGCACUGACAACUGUCAAACAAGAUAUUUAAGAGUGUAACAAUUCAAGUACAUGUAGUAAGAAUUUACUUUUUCAUGAAUGUCUGUGUUUUCAAUAUUGUUUUGCAGAAAUUAAGGCAUUAAUUAUAUAAUGUCCCAACACUGUUAUAUAUCUCCAACGAAAUUUUUUUAAAUUAGUUUGUUAUUUCCUAUACUUAGAGUUGCAUGCCCAUAUACAUGUUCUGUGAAAGAAAUACAAAUCUUGUAGUUUUCUUCAUCAUAAUUUUGUUUGUGGUAUUUGAGAUAAACAUUUUCCAGUGUUUUUGGUGAUAUGAUAUUUUAACAAACUUAAAAACAAAAUUAAAAAAAACAACAAAAAAUUGGUAGGACUAUUUCUAUCAGUUAUUUUCCAAUAUUAAACACUAGUUAACAAGAUCAACCUCAAAAGUCAUUAGUUUAACUUGUAUCUGCAUUUUUUUUACAAAAUUAUGAGAAUAAUAAUGUGCUUAAAGAAAGCUAAAUAGUGUAUCAAGAUUUGUACAUGUAUAUAAACCCCUAACGUAGCAGGGCUAAUCCUCAAAUAUGGGCUGUGAACAAAUGAGUGGUAGGCUUAUUCCCAAGCAUUGAUUUAUAAAUACCCUGUAAAAUACAGUAGAAACAUUGUCUGCUAUGUAUAUAUAUAGAUACAUGUCUUAUUAAGUAUAUUUAACAGACAUUUGCUGUAUUUUUAUGCAAAAGUUAUUGAGUUGGAGUUUUUGCAACAUUUUUAAUCAAAUGCAUAAUACAUGUUUUAAAUCAACUACUGAAACUGUCUGUUCAUGUUAUCACACUCGGCCCAAAGCUUCUAGUAGAGCAACAUUGUGUCAGCAUAAUAGUUAGAAGUUUCGAUGUGGUAAUUUUGUGAGUGCCAAUUGUUUGCAGAUUUAAUUCUAGAUAUCAUGUCUUUUACAUAAGCAUGAAUUUUUUGAAUAUUUUGAUAUAUUUUUAUUUGAAGUUUUUAAGAGUUUUCCCGAAAUGUCAGUAUUUGGAAGAUAGCUUAUUGCUUAUUUUAAAAUAGGUAUUUAAAUUUUGUGACUUAUUGCUUAUUUUAUAAUAGGAAUUUAAAGUUUCAGACAUAUUGCUUAUUUUAUAAUAUGUAUUUAAGUGUGAGACUAAUUGCUUAUUUUAUAAUAUGUAUUUAAAGCUUCAGACUUAUUGCUUAUUUUAUAAUAGGUAUUUAAAGUUUGAGACUAAUUGCUUAUUUUAUAAUAGGUAUUUAAAGUUUCAGACUUAUUGCUUAUUUUAGAAUAUGUAUUUAAAGUUUGAGACUUAUUGCUUAUUUUAUAAUAUGUAUUUAAAGUUUGAGACUUACUGCUUAUUUUAUAAUAUGUAUUUAAAGUUUCAGACUUAUUGCUUAUUUUAUAAUAGGUAUUUAGUUUCAGACUUAUUGCUUAUUUUAUAAUAGGUAUUUAAAGUUUCAGACUUAUUGCUUAUUUUAUAAUAUGUAUUUAAAGUUUGAGACUUAUUGCUUAUUUUAUAAUAGGUAUUUAAAGUUUCAGACUUAUUGCUUAUUUUAUAAUAGAUAUUUUAAGUUUGAGACUUUGUACAUCUAGCCCAGUGGUCAACAUAUUUACAUGUAUAUCAACAACAUUCUUUAAAAUAGGCCCUGGACUAAGGGCUUUAUGUUUGUUUUGCAAAUAGAAAAAAUAUCGUCUGAUAAUACAUUAUGUUGAUGUAUUUUUAUUUCCUUCUUGGAAAAAGAUAUUUAUAUAUCAUCUGUAUGAUUUUAAAAGAAUAACAAGGAAUUUUCACAUCAAACAAAUUUCACUAUUUUUUUGUUGUUGAGAGGUUGAAUUGGUUUAAAUACCUUAUACCAGUUUUAUAGGAUUAUAAGUACAAGGAUUGUGAAAUACACACAUUUUAUUCCCUGAAAAGAAUGAAAAAAGAUAUAAAAUAAGAUUUAAAAAUUAUCAUAAAAUGGACAAGCCAUUAAAUUUUUGGAAAUAAUACUGACUUUUUGAUAAAAUUGCCUUACAGUUUAUAUUUCCAUUAUGUUUUCAGCUGUUCUCCAUUACAAAUUUAAUUUCACAACAAGUUAAUGUAGCAGCUUUAACAAGACAUGUUUGAUAUGCUUUUUUUUAUUCUUUUUAUUAGUUUUUGUAACACUAAGUUACUGUUGUUGUAUUAUUAAAACAUUGACCUACUAGGUAUGCAUUGAAUAUCAUAAAACAAAUCAUUUGAUGACAGCUUAUUUUUAUCAAUGAUUUUCAUUAAAUAACAUGUUUCAAGGUAACUUUUGUACUUAGACAAUGAUUACACAUUAAAUUGUGAAAUAUGUUUUAAUGAAUGAAGGAUUGAAAUAUUUUUUCAAGUUGGAUACUUUGCAAAAAUCCUUAAGAAUAUUUUAAUUAUUCAAAUUAAGAUUGUUGUUUUUCAAUUGGUUGCAUAAUAGCGUAUACAUGAACCUGAAGUUGCACAGUUUGUGAAAUAUUUUCUGAAAAGUUUUUCGUGCAUUUUUCUUCUUUUUUUUUUCUUGCUAUUUUUGUGAUUGAUAAGUCAUAUUCUAUUUUUAAUGAAUGUUUUUCCAAUAGAAUUUGAAUAUUUAACAGAAUGUUUCAUAUCCAUACAUUAUGGAAAUUACCUCAUAGACCAUUUUAUACUAGUCUUGUAUCCGAGUAACACUUCACAAAAGAAGCAUAAUCUAUCUCAAAAUAACAUCUUUAGAACUGUUUUUUUUAUUAAUUUAUGUCCUCAACCGUUUUAUUUUUGUAAAACCAUAAAAUUAUAAGCACAAAGAAAAAAAAACGGUGUCCUUAGCUCUAAUAUUAUUCAAACAUUUUUGUUAUUUUUUUUCUGUUUUAAACUGUUAACAAAUGAAAUGUUGUGUGUUGAAAAAUGAAUAUUUUGAUAAUAAAAUUAUUUAUUUUUAAGAAAUAUAUUUGUUUAAAUGUGUUUACAAAAUUAUUUUUAUAAGGUGCAAGUUGUUUUUAUUUAUUUACAAUACAUGUAAUACCAUGUAUAUUUAUACGUCUAUUUCAUCUAUGUUUGUGAAGCUUGUUACGUGUACUUGCAAUCAUUACAGUGAGAAUAUUAAUCCACAACAUCGUGAUCACCUUGGUUCUAAAGCAUUUUCUUGUAGAGCUUUUUAUCCAAGUCUUAAACCAAGUGGCCCAUCAUGGAGUAGGAUAGGUAGUUAUGAUGGUUACUUAAUUACUGGAUGGAUGGACACAAGCCUGCAUAUUAUUAGUGUUGGCCAUUCAUACAGCUGGGUAGAACAUUCAGUUCAAUCACAGAAUUAACAUUGAAGUUUAGUUACAGGUGUACAUAUGUGAAUACUUAAUUCCAUAUUUUGGAAAUAUUUUCCAUAUACCUAUAUAUAUGUUAAUGUUAAAUUUGUGCAAAUCUGACAAUGAUUUCCCCCAAAAAGUUACCAGAUCGGUUGAUAUCAUUUCUAUGUUCACAAAAGUUAACUCCUCAAAGGGUGAAGGAAUUCACACUGGGUUGGGAAGGUGCCCCCGGCCCUGUUUGGCAUCAAAAGUAAUUAAUUAAUCUUAAAUUGUCACAGCAUUCCGGGAAAAUACAGAGUCAACUUUUAGUAAUAUAUAUGUUACUGGUCACCAAGCUAUUGGUAAGGCUUUGGAGAUAUAACUCUCAACCAUUUGGUGUAACAAUUGGAUACAAACACUUUCAUAUACACAGAGAUAUAUCCCAGCAUUUGUGGAAUUCCAGGGUGUAACAAUGGAUAGAUUUAGUUAAAGGUGAUCCUUAGCUAUAUUUCAACACCUUUACUGAUUAUAAAUAGAAAGCUUAACCUUCCCCAGCAAAACAAGUUUACACAAGACCACGAUACGCAUUAUGGUGAUUGUUGUUAAUAUAAAUCAAUAUUUAUCUUAAUUUCACUACUAUAAUUCUAUAUGUUGUAAUAGACAUAAAGAACUUUAUUUUCUCUUUUCAUUUUUUUUUUUUUUUUGUAAUUUUUAUAUCAAUACUCAAAACAUUUUUGAAAGUAAGCCUGCUCUGGUGAGAAUAAGCUUACUCUGGUGAGAAUAAGUUUACUCUGAUGAGAAUAAGCUUACUCUGGUAAGAAUAAGCUUCUAUGGUGAGAAUAAGCUUACUAUGGUGAGAAUAAGCUUACUCUGUUGAGAAUAAGCUUACUCUGAUGAGAAUAAGCUUACUCUGGUGAGAAUAAGCUUACUCUGGUGAGAAUAAGCUUCUAUGGUGAGAAUAAGCUUACUAUGGUGAGAAUAAGCUUACUCUGUUGAGAAUAAGCUUACUCUGUUGAGAUUAAGCUUACUCUGGUGAGAAUAAGCUUACUCUGGUGAGAAUAAGCUUUCUCUAAUGAGAGUAUUAAGGUGUUUGUAAGCUAUACUCUUGUUUUACAUAGAAAAAAAGGAAAACAAAGAACAUUUUUUACGCAGAUCUCUUUAUGUCUGUCUAUAGUAUUAAUGAAGCUUCUAUUUUAAUACUCAUUUACAGUACUCGGACGGGUCUUGGUUUGUAACCUGGAUCUGACAUCUCCAUCUCCUUUGUGUGUUUAGAUUGGCUUUACUCAUAUACCUUUUAGUACUUAGAAAAAAACUGCAAGAAUUGCAAUAUUGUGGGAAGUCAAAUCUACCUCUGGAUGAGAAAGUGAAGAUAUUACAUUUUGUAGCAUACUGGGCUGGUGAAAUGUAGUUCUUACAUUGAAGCUUGUGGGGUCACAGUAGAGAGAUCGACUUUAUAACUACAUCAGAAUUGACAGCUAUACAUGUAUAUUGGUUUGUAUAUGUUUAUAAGACAUUUUACAUUUGUGUUCUCAGAUUUCUUUUACUUUUCAGUUCCUCACAUAUUGUGUACCUGUAAAUCUAGUUUGUUCCUAUGUCCAGUGUACUAGUUAGUGUACUAGUUAACAUUGCUUGGGGAAUUUAUCACUAACCAGUGAUCAAAUGUGGUGCUUAAAAAUGUCAUCUAGCAUCUGUGACCUACAAACUGGCCCAAUAUAUGUCAUUUAUUUGACAAACACCCAUGACAACUUCAAGCUGAUGGCCAAGUACUCAUUCAAGGCUUCAACAUUAGACCUCAUUGAUUUUGAAAGUGGAUUAACUAAUCUUCCUCUAGUGAACCAUGUUUUAAAAAAAUGUUGGUGUAUAGGAUUUUGGAUCUGAAGAAGUUGUUUUAAAUGCAUUUGACACAUGUGAUGUUUGAGGGAUUUCUAUAGCACUCUUCUUGACUAUGGCUGCCAUCCAUUAAUUAGAACUCCAGAAAUUUCAGUUCUAAGAAAAAUGUCUGAGGAACUGAAAAGUAAAAGAAAUCUGAGAACACAAAAUGUCACAAUUUGUCUUAUAUUAUCCCAGUUAUGUACUUAAUAUACAGAAAUCCUUAAAUGUUGCCUUUUAUCCUAGUCUGGUCAACCUGUGAUGGAUACAUCUUUAUAUAAUUUUGAUAUAUAUUAUAUUUCUCUCUUCUUUCUGGUCUAUUUGAAGUUUGAACUGAGAAGAAAACGAAUCAAAUUAUUUUAAAGGUACAUGCUUAUAUAUAAGUUCAUAUGCUACUCUUGCUAUAUAUCUAAAAUGCACAUGUCACUUAUCUCCCUUGAAUUUUAAUUGAAUAUUUUUUUACAUUUAACUUAUUAUAAGAUUAUCUAGUUAUGUCAAAACUUGAUAAAUAUGCUACUUGGUGAAUGAAACAUGUAAAAUGUCAUAUACUUGUCUUGUAAUGAUUUUUUUUCUGAAUUGUAGAACUAUUUGAAAUGGAUAUAUCCAUUUGUUUAUUAUCCUGGAAAGGAAGUUUAGAAGGCACAUGUUCAAAAAAGAAAUACACAGCCUUAAUAAGAUCAAUUCCUUGUGUAGCUUUGAAAAAUUUAAAACAUUAUAGCACACCAAAAUUUACACAAGCCACAGAAAAAUAAUACUGAAAACUGUUUUUUUUUUUUCACUUAAGGCAGUAUGUGACUUGUAAAUAUUUAAAUGGCAUCAGCUUCCCAGUGUGCAAAGACAUUGAAAUUUCAAGAAUAUAUAUCUUGUUGAAACUGUUUGGAAAACUUUUUGGAGUUGCCAAUUUGACUGAAUUUAAUUGAUGCAAAUUUGUCAUACCAUGAAAUAUUUGACUGAAUUUAACUAUGCAAAUUUGUCAUACCAUAUAAUUGACGCAAAUUUUGUCAUGCUAUUAACUAUAUUUAAUUGUUGAAAAAUCACAAAUUUUAGUGUGAUUUUCUAUUCUUUUGGAGUGUUUUAACCAUAUUCUAAAGCCUAUUCUAGUCUGUGAUGAUUAUUUACGAUAGUGUUAACGUUUUUACCUGUCCUAUAACACCUAACGUGUGUACAUGUGUGUUUGGCUUUUAUAAUCACGGUUUGUUGUUUCUGUCAUGGACAGGUCCACUAAAUAGCUUUCUUGUUUGUUGUUAUCAUGUGUGUUUGUCACUUUGUGGAUUUAUAAAUAUAUAUUUGUAAUCAA
Molecule: messenger RNA, 7754 nt
Organism: Pecten maximus
Lineage: Eukaryota; Metazoa; Mollusca; Bivalvia; Pectinida; Pectinidae
Product: EF-hand calcium-binding domain-containing protein 1-like
Exons: 7
Coding region: 81-713 (210 amino acids)
Molecular function (GO): calcium ion binding
Source: RefSeq, a predicted model, not a curated record